Molecule: messenger RNA, 706 nt
Organism: Mollisia scopiformis
Lineage: Eukaryota; Fungi; Ascomycota; Leotiomycetes; Helotiales; Mollisiaceae
Product: UPF0057-domain-containing protein
Exons: 1
Coding region: 87-554 (155 amino acids)
Biological process (GO): endosome transport via multivesicular body sorting pathway
Cellular component (GO): fungal-type vacuole membrane; fungal-type vacuole lumen
Molecular function (GO): ubiquitin protein ligase binding
Source: RefSeq, a predicted model, not a curated record
ACUGUAUCAUCAUCGCAGGCAUCAAAACCAUCAGCCAGUCCGCCAUCUUCAAAUAACAUCGAAUAUCGAAACAAACCCCCUUCGAAAUGUGCUCCGCAGACAUCUUCCUCGGCCUCAUCGCCAUCCUCUUCCCGCCCCUCGCCGUCUGGGUCAAGACUGGCCUCUGCAGCGCCGACUCUCUCAUCAACAUUUGUCUCUGCAUGCUAGGAUAUAUCCCAGGUCUCUUGCACGCCUGGUACAUUAUCGCCAAGUUCCCCGAGCCAGAUUACUACGAACCUAUUCCAGGGGAUGCCGAAGGAGGCCGUGUAACAUAUAUUGUGGUUCAGGGCCCGAACGGAGGCACCCAGAGAGUCCCAGCUAGACAACAGGGACGACAACAGGGUGGAAAUGGAACGGCACAGGGCUAUGGAACAACUGCUACGAUGGCAGCACCUGUCCAUCAGGAGCCGAAUGGAACGUGGACAAAUGCUGCCGAGGGUUCUAGUAAUGGUGCCGUACCACCAAGCUACGAGCAAGCUGUGCAGGGAGACAACAAGAUUCAGUCAAGGGAUUAGGCAGUAAUCCUCGACAUUAGGGCUCAAUGGUUAGAUGGACGAUGAGAGAAGAGCAUUGCGGGUGUUUUCAUGAUGGAAUGAAUUGGUUACGAUGGACUGAACAAGGCACCGGCGUGUGAGGCGUUCAGGACAUCCUACAUUGUAUUGUACCG